AAGCGAAAUUAUAAGAUCUCUGGUGUAAGGCAACCGGAGAAGACUUCUUCGGCUUUCAUUUUCGACGGUCUGUCAGUGUGGAUCCAUUUUCGUUUUCUUGUUCUUUUUCUUUUUCUUCUCCGAAAUCCUCUCUCUCUGCUACUACUCCAAAAUCCUAGAGAGAGAGAGAUAGAUACAGCACAAUGCGAGGACUCUUCGUCUUCAUCAUCGUGAUCUCACUCAUUCCUUUCCUCUGCAACUCCUUCUCCCCCGAAAACCCUACCGGUCGACGCCUCCUGGUUCUGCUCGAUGACUUCUCUCUUAAGUCAACCCACUCCAUCUUCUUCAACUCUCUCAAAUCUCGUGGAUUCGAACUCGAUUUCAAGCUUGCCGAUGACCCCAAGCUCGCUCUCCAACGCUACGGCCAGUACAUAUACGACGGUCUCGUUCUCUUCUCCCCCUCCACCGAAAGUUUUGGAGGCAGUUUGAAUUUGGAGGCUGUGCUCGAUUUCGUUGACUCUGGUCACGACUUGAUCUUGGCUGCCGAUGCUUCUUCUUCCGAUUUGUUUCGCAACGUGGCUACAGAAUUUGGAGUUGAUUUUGAUGAGGAUUCAUCUGCUAUGGUGAUUGAUCACACUCACUAUGCAGUGUCAGAGACUGAAGGGGAUCAUACAUUGAUUGCCAGCGAUAGUUUCAUUCAGUCUGAUGUUAUUCUUGGAAAGACUAAGAUUGAGGCACCAGUACUUUUCAGAGGAGUUGCACAUUCAGUUAAUUCUGCCAAUAGCUUGGUUCUGAAUGUUCUCUCUGCUUCUCUGGCCGCGUACUCUUUGAACCCAAAUUCAAAGUCGUCGCAAACUCCAUCACUCACUGGAUCUGCUAUUUCACUUGUAUCUGUUGUGCAAGCUAGAAACAAUGCUCGGAUUAUUAUAUCAGGAUCUUUAGAUAUAUUCAGUAACCGGCUUUUCUCAUCAGCCGUGCAGAAGGCUGGAAGUUCACACAAAUAUGAGAAAUCAGGCAAUGAACAGUUUGUGACUGAACUUAGCAAAUGGGUCUUCCAUGAAAGGGGUCAUUUGAAGGCUGUCAACAUUAAGCACCACAAAGUUGAAGAAACAGAUGAACCUGCAAUAUAUAGGAUCAAAGAUGACCUGAACUUUUCGGUUGAGAUCUACGAGUGGACUGGAAAGAGCUGGGUUCCAUAUGUGGCUGACGAUGUUCAGGUUCAGUUCUUUCUGAUGAGCCCUUAUGUGUUGAAAACUCUAGCGACUGACCAGAAGGGACUGUACUACACAUCAUUCAAGGUGCCUGAUAUCUAUGGGGUGUUCCAGUUUAAGGUUGAAUAUCAGAGGCUUGGAUACUCAACCUUAUCCCUUUCGAAACAGAUUCCUGUACGGCCUUUCAAUCACAAUGAAUAUGAGCGAUUUAUAACCACUGCUUUUCCCUACUACGGAGCUUCAUUCACCACAAUGAUUGGGUUCUUCAUCUUUACCUUCGUCUUCUUGUACAAUAGUAAGUAAACCUCAAAGAUUACAGAGACCAUUAAACUGGCUCAAGGAUAGUUCUUAAGACAUUAGAGAGAGACAUGACAUGGGUCUCCUAGAAUAGCUUUUUUGGAAAAUUUUGAGGGACAAUACUCUUUCUUCUCCGCUGUGAUAUUGUUUGAAGGGUAAUUGAUGUCGCACCAUAAUUUGACAUGUAUCUAAUUUUGAGUUACAGCUCUUUUAUUUAAUUAUAAUCACUUACUAUUCACUA
Humulus lupulus (European hop) is the source of this 1728-nucleotide messenger RNA. RefSeq names its product dolichyl-diphosphooligosaccharide--protein glycosyltransferase 48 kDa subunit-like. Bases 183 to 1493 code for a protein of 436 amino acids. The record is from RefSeq and is a predicted model, not a curated record. Gene Ontology annotation, cellular component: oligosaccharyltransferase complex; endoplasmic reticulum membrane. Lineage: Eukaryota; Viridiplantae; Streptophyta; Magnoliopsida; Rosales; Cannabaceae. The transcript has 13 exons.